Halteromyces radiatus is the source of this 531-nucleotide messenger RNA. Its product is annotated as translation initiation factor eIF 4e-like domain-containing protein. The transcript is spliced from 4 exons. Gene Ontology annotation, biological process: translational initiation. Lineage: Eukaryota; Fungi; Mucoromycota; Mucoromycetes; Mucorales; Cunninghamellaceae. Gene Ontology annotation, cellular component: eukaryotic translation initiation factor 4F complex. The record is from RefSeq and is a predicted model, not a curated record. The annotation marks the transcript as partial. Gene Ontology annotation, molecular function: RNA 7-methylguanosine cap binding; translation initiation factor activity.
AUCAACUAUAACGUUAAACAUCCCCUUCAAAAUACUUGGACUUUGUGGUUCGAUAAUCCUGGAAAAAAAGCAAAUACUCAGUCUUGGUCUCAAAACCUAAAAGAAAUUGUGUCUAUGGAUGCUGUCGAAGAUUUUUGGGGUGUUUACAAUAAUAUUGUCAAGGUCGAUCGUCUUGAUCUUAGUUCUAAUUACCAUCUUUUCAAAAAGGGUGUCCGACCUGAAUGGGAAGAUCCUGCUAAUGCCAAAGGUGGAAAAUUCAGUAUUCAAUUCCCUAGAAAUAGGACUGGUGAAGCUAUUAACAAUUAUUGGUUGCAUACGAUUUUAGCUAUGAUUGGUGAGCAAUUUGCAUAUGAAGAUGAAAUCUGUGGUGCAGUUGUAUCUGUCCGAAAGGUGUUUUUCAGAAUUGCCUUGUGGAUCAAGAGCUCUGAAAAUGAACAAAUUGUACAAACUAUUGGUCAACAGUUGAAGGAAUUCUUGGAAGUACCUCCUAAUCUUCAAGUUGAAUUUGCUCCUCAUGGUGAUGCCCCUGCU